Messenger RNA from Colletotrichum higginsianum IMI 349063, 2436 nucleotides. RefSeq names its product La domain-containing protein. Gene Ontology annotation, molecular function: RNA binding. Gene Ontology annotation, cellular component: cytosol; cytoplasmic stress granule. The transcript has 2 exons. Lineage: Eukaryota; Fungi; Ascomycota; Sordariomycetes; Glomerellales; Glomerellaceae. Bases 1 to 2436 code for a protein of 811 amino acids. The record is from RefSeq and is a predicted model, not a curated record. Gene Ontology annotation, biological process: positive regulation of translation.
AUGCCUAUUUCUGCUUCAGACCUAGCAUCAGACACGAUGGCUACUGCAUUUUCUUACGCCCAAGCCGCCAAGGGUCAGGCGGCUACUACAUCCGCAACCCAGCCCACUGAGAGCGGCAAGGACGCCGCCAACUCGGUAAGCGGUGAACAAUCCACGGCUGAUACCAACGCCGUCAAGAGCAACGACUCCGUUGACGACGAGCCCUCGAGAAAUACUACCUUGAAGGCCCAGCUCGCCACCAAGCAGGACGCUCCCUCGGCCCCGACCGAGGCCAACACCAGCAACACAUCCGCCGCUGCCUCCGUCACCGACUCUCGACGCGAUGACGAGGAUGCCUCUAUCGAAGGCUCGGCGCGCCGAAGCGAGAAGAGCGUAAGGUCGGCAAGUGCUUCCACUCGCGUGACCGACGAUGCCGACCCGAAGAAGGGCUCUAGGAAGCCGAAAAAGGGUAAGACAGGAAAGGAGUCUAGCGAGGAUGCCAAGAAGGAGAAGGCCGCGGAGCAGGAGAAGGAAGUGCAACCCAAAAUCGAGCUGGUCGAGGCGCCGCUCCCUUCGGUCAAUAUCUGGACCCAACGAAAGGAGACGCAGGCUGCGAAGACUUCUGUCACCCUCCCCGCAUCCAACGGUGUCCCCAAUGUGUCCAACCCCGCCGAUGCUUGGCCCAACAGCCAGGAAUCAAAGAAGAAGAGCAAGGCCGUCGACGCCACUGAAGCGACCAACGGUGCUGUCAGCACCAACAAAUCUCAGCGCAAGGUCGGCGACGGCGAAGCUGCCGUCCGCAGGAACGGCGCACGUGGCUCCAGAGUGACCGAAAAAGACGGCCGACCUACCGAGGUACCCCCUCCGGUUGGUGAUGUCCAGUCAUGGCCCACGCCCGAGACGGCCGUUAAGGAGACGAUCAAGGAGGAUAAGCGAAAGCCCUCCGACAAGGUCGAGCGGGCAGAGGCCGAGGCCCAGGAAGACGCCGCCUCCAAAGGACGCUCCAAGGACAAAUGGGAGCGCAUGGACUUCGUACCUACUGUCCAGUUCUCUACCCCCAUCCCAUCCGUGAGAGGAUCUCGAGGAGGACGCGGCGGAGCACGUGGCGGACGCGACGUUACCUCCCGCGGUGGCCACGGUGCCGCCGCCGCCGCCGCUUCCGAUAAGCCUGCCGGUGCUGCUGCCCAAACCAAGAGUGCUGCAAGUGAGGGCCGCGAGCGCGCCCGAGAUGGUAACGCUCUGGCCAGAACGAACUCCCAGCCACCUGCCGCGAACAAGCGUGCCUCCAUGGAGGGGUCCAACAAGGAGCAGCGCAAACCGGCAGCACCUAGCUCGGGCGAGCGCAACAAGGAGUCACAGUCUAAUGCCACCAGCGAACAGGCUGGACCGGUUAGAGAGAGAGGCGAAGGUCGUGGUGACAGGGGCCGUGGCGGAUACAGAGGCCGCGGAGGCCACCCCGGAAACGUGCCCAUGCACACCCAGCAGUCUUCCUUCAUGGGGAACGGCAACUCUUUCGGCUCUCAAGGUCCCCGCCAGUACACUAGCCCCCCUUUGCAUCAGAACGGCAGCUUUGCCCCCUCAUACAGCAACUCUCAGUCUCGGGGCGGCCGCGGCGGCCGCGGUCAGUCCAACGGUUCCGGUGCCUUCCGCGGGGCCGGUGGCCCUUCGAACUCUGGCCGCAUGCGUCAGGUUCAGACAAGCAUGAGUCAAGGCUCCUGGGAGUAUGGCAUGCCCAUGACCCCCGGCUCUUACCCGGCGUUCUACGAGCAAACCAGACACCUCAUGAUUCCUCAACUGGAGUACUACUUUUCUGUCGAGAACCUCCUGAAGGACGAAUUUUUGCGCAAGCACAUGGACAGCCAGGGUUUUGUGCCCUUGGAUCUUGUGCUUGGCUUCUCCAGAGUUCGGACUGUGGCUGACCCUCAGACUUUGCGCUCAAUUUGCGCCGAGUGCCCCCAGUUGGACUACGUUAUCGGAGACGAUGGCGUUGAGAGGCUGCGCUCUCGUACGCACUGGCAGAAGUUCGUCUACUCCAAGAUGGAGUUGCGGUUCGAGUCUGCGCGCAAUGCUGGACCUCAAUACUUCUACCCGCGCUCGCUUCAUGCCAUGGCCCCGUAUGACCACGGAAUGCUGGGUGACUACCCUGUUGUUUCGCCUUCCGCUUACCCCAACGGCACUGAGAACAGCUAUGUUGCCUACCCUGCCGAGGUGCCUGCCGGACAGACCAAUGGCGCGGCGAAUGGUUCCGGGCCUGAUACGCAGCUUUCGGCCCAGGUUCCCGAGUUUCAGCCGGGAACAUCUCCUGAGCAGACGGCUGAGGCUUCACCGGCCGCCGCUCAUUCGCAGCUGGAGUCCAAGACCCAGUCUCUCGUCAACGGCUCAGCGGAGGCUCACGCGGAGGCUGUGCCCUUGACUAACGGCAACCACGCCCAGCCUGCUGAAGCCCUUGAGUCCUAG